This is a messenger RNA of Salvelinus namaycush (lake trout), 2699 nucleotides long. Its product is annotated as zinc finger protein 585A-like. The record is from RefSeq and is a predicted model, not a curated record. The coding region runs from base 677 to 1447 and encodes 256 amino acids. Gene Ontology annotation, molecular function: DNA-binding transcription factor activity, RNA polymerase II-specific; RNA polymerase II cis-regulatory region sequence-specific DNA binding. NCBI's taxonomy places the organism in Eukaryota, Metazoa, Chordata, Actinopteri, Salmoniformes, Salmonidae. Gene Ontology annotation, biological process: regulation of transcription by RNA polymerase II. The transcript is spliced from 2 exons.
UGCUGUAAACUGGGUAUACCCCACUUGGGUUCAUGAGAGCUUGUUCUUGGAUAGUAGGCAAUAAUUCACCUGAUUAACUUACUUAGCUAUCUUGCGCAUAUAGGUCGGGCUCUACUAAGAACCUCUUUUCCCACAAUAACUCUCAGGUGAAGGAAAUCUCACUGGAGGCCACAGGAGCUUUGUGAAGCGAGCGGGACACAAUACAUGGAGAGAUGACCAACCAAUCACUGUUGAUGAGGGGAGUGGAACCUCAACCCAGCACGUUAUCUUGAUAGAGUCUGUAGAUGCAGAGGCUGCAGGUCCUGGAGGAUCGUCUCUGGUCAAGCAGGAGAAGACUGAAAGAGAGGACCCACCACACAGCAGAGAGACCCAGACUAGAGCGGCCCCUGUAGCCACGGAGGACCCAGCACUGCCCAGGAUCCGAUGCAGCAUCGGGUCAGUGGAACACCGAACACCGUCAGAGAUCAACACUGAGACUUUAACUGAAACACACAGGCUCUUACACACAGGAUAUGACCACAGAUCAGACCCAGAGAGACUGGGCUGUCCUCCUGCUCCCGGCUCAGAGUACUUACCGGUAUUUCACCAGAGCCAGAGGACAGUUUAUUCCCAUGGAGAUGUUGGUGAUGCGCUAGACACUGGCGGUGAUGAUCUGUCUUGUUCUUACACUACAGAGAUGGACGCUAGCAACAUAUCCUUGGGCUUAGAGACACAGACUGAUCUGUCUAGAGGGGACUGGAACCGGUACAGUAGUAGUGUAUACUCUGGACAAGACAAGAAAGUGGAGGUUAAGGUGAUAGAUGAGGUGACUGUGAAAGUGGAGGGCGACAUUCCUCCCACAUGGAAUGCAGAUAGUCACCUAGGAGACGGACAGUCCCAGGGUAGAGAUUUCUUAGAUUACAGGGAAAGCUUAGAGACCAAUCCAAAUGUCGCGAUCCAAUCCCCUUUACAUUCGCUCAGGGAUCGCGACCCAGUGUCCACUUCGAUGGGACCUUCCGAUUCACAAGGCCACGUCCUUUUCGAUCAGGUAUUGAACUCAAACGACAGGGCUAGAGCCCAGGCUCAGGGAGGGGGAGCCACAUCAGGCAAUGGUAAAGAGAAACGGUUCCUCUGCAUGUUCUGUAAUAAAGGAUUCAGCUGCCUCCAGAAGGUGGAGAUCCACCAGAGGGUCCACACAGGGGUAAAACCCUACAGCUGUACCCAGUGUCAUAUGCGCUUCGCCCAGGCUCGUGACCUCAAGAGGCACCAGAGGGUCCACACAGGGGAGAAACCUUACAGCUGCCCCCAGUGUGAGAAGAGGUUCUCCCGCCAGGACAAUCUGAAGAUACACCUGAAGGUCCACACAGGAGAGAGGCAGUUCGCCUGUACGCAAUGCGGGAAGAAGUUCACAGAGAGGAGCUACCUCAGGAUACACCAGCAGAAAAACCAUCCCACUCUAUUAACAUAGAAAGUAAUCAUUCCACUUGAUAGCUUCUGAAGUUUAGAUCAAAACCUGCAUUAAAGGGUAGGUAGCAUAAACAUAACUGAAUGUAACAUGGAUUUGCAUUAGUAUACGCGUCAAAAGUCCCAAUGCAAAGUUACCUCACUUUUCAAUUUUUCAAGUUAUUACAUAAACUCCAUAAAAAUGCCGAAGUCAUCCUGGAAGAUGUUUUCGCGGGGUGUGACGUAAUAGGAAAGCCAGCCUAUUCCCCAUGAAUGUAAACUCCAACAGAAAUAACUUUAUAUUAAACAAUAUUGUUUACACUCAUUACUACUGGUUUCAAUUACAUUUACUUUAUGAAUGUAUUGUUACAAAUCAGCUUGCAGGAUUGCUAGCCAGCUAGCCUGCUAACGUCAGUGGUGUAAAGUACUACUUAGGUAGUUUUUGGGGUAUCUGUACUUUACAUUUUGGACAACUUAUAAUGUAUGUUUUACUCCAAACAUUUUCACUGACACCAAAAAGUAUUUGUUACAUUUUGAAUGCUUAGCAGGAGAGGAAAAUGGUCCAAUUCACACUUAUCAAGAGAACAUCCCUGGUCAUCCCUACUGCCUCUGAUCUGGUGGACUCACUAAACACGAAUGCUUUGUUUGUGAAUUAUGUCUUAUGAAGAGUUCCCCUGGCUAUCUGUAAAAAAAAAUUUAAAUAUCCCGUCUGGUUUGCUUAAUACUUUGAUACUUAAGUAUAUUUCAGCAAUUACAUUUACUUUUGAUACUUACGUAUAUUUAAUACCAAAUUCUUUUAAACUUUUACCCAGUAGUAUUUUACUGGGUGACCUUCACUUUUACUUUAGUCAUUUUCUAUUAAGGUAUCUUUACUUUUACUCAAAUGUGACAAUUGGUUACUUAUUCCACUACUGGCUAAUGUUAGCACUGCAUGAGUCAGCCAGAGUCAGCCACCUAACUUCCAGCUACAUUAAUGUAGACCAACGUUUUGGGAAAGCAUAACACCAUCUAACCAGUUAUCAAAUAAUGUUACCAGUUUAUGCAACAGUGGAGGCUCGUUUGAGGAGGAAGUGAAGGACCAUCCUCAGUGAAAUUUCAUAAAAAUCCAAAUGGUGAAACAAGAAGUUAUUUUUUUUAGAUAAUUCAAUAUAUUUAGUAUAGUUUUAACUUGCACUAACUGGACAAAAAUAAAGUUCUAAAACCAAUAAAACUAUUUGUAAAUCUACCUCCUCCUCCUGUAAUUUGAAGGUCAGCAUCCCGGAGUCGCCUCUUCACUG